This is a messenger RNA of Sorghum bicolor (sorghum), 591 nucleotides long. RefSeq lists its product as uncharacterized. The transcript has 3 exons. Bases 1 to 591 code for a protein of 196 amino acids. The record is from RefSeq and is a predicted model, not a curated record. NCBI's taxonomy places the organism in Eukaryota, Viridiplantae, Streptophyta, Magnoliopsida, Poales, Poaceae.
AUGAGGGCUCAGAGUGAUCCGUGGUUUGCAGAUUAUUUGUUGCACAUUGGUGGUGGAACGAAAGAGGUUAACGGAGAUGGCAAUGUUCGUAUUUCAGAUGAGAUCUGUAUUCCGUACUCUGGUGAUGCCGAGAAAGAUCUUCAUAGUCUGAUUGACAGCAUCUUCCCAAAUCUGAAUGCAAACAUGGCGGACAAAGACUACAUCACCACCAGAGCGAUUUUAUCUACACGCAAUGAUUGGGUGGACAUGAUCAAUAUGAAAAUGAUUGAUAUGUUCCAAGGUGGUGAGACGGUGUAUCACAGUUUUGACACCGCUGUAGAUGAUCCACAUAACUACUAUCCAUCAGAGUUUCUUAAUAGCCUGACCCCCAACGGGCUGCCACCACAUGUCUUGAAGCUGAAGUUCGGGUGUCCUGUCAUAUUGCUUAGGAAUAUUGACCCUGCCAAUGGGCUAUGCAACGGUACAAGGUUGGUGUUUAAGAGGAAGCAGUUUCCUAUCAGGCUGAGCUUUGCCAUGACGACGUAUUGUGACGCCUACAAGGAGUUUUUGGACGUGAGUAUUGUGACGCCUACAAGGAGUUUCUGGACGUGA